This is a messenger RNA of Olea europaea var. sylvestris, 1250 nucleotides long. RefSeq lists its product as uncharacterized. The coding region runs from base 26 to 1042 and encodes 338 amino acids. The transcript has 6 exons. NCBI's taxonomy places the organism in Eukaryota, Viridiplantae, Streptophyta, Magnoliopsida, Lamiales, Oleaceae. The record is from RefSeq and is a predicted model, not a curated record.
CCUCCGUGUAUAUAUUUGGUUAACAAUGUGGUCAUCCCGGCACAGCGGUUCCAAUUUGAUUUGGAGCUCCGACAUCAGAACCCGUCCAAUUAGACCGGACCCACCCUUGAAACGAACUCCAGAAAAAAAAUCUGCAGAUUUUCAGAAAUUACAGGGUUAUAGAAGAAGGAGGAGGAAUCACAUGGAUUCUUUGUCAACAGUAUCGACAUCUAUAGUACUCCCUCCCACCACUCCCCUCCGCAGCCGCCAUCACCACCGGCGGCGGCAAAUCGCUCUAUCGUCUGCAUACAUCAAGCCAAUUAAUAACCUUCUUAUUUCUUCUCCCUUAUGCUCUUGUAAAAGAAGGCAAAGAGUAGAAAUUUACUGUAAAGUGAGCGGAGGAGGAGACGAGAGAGAGGACGAAAAUGGUCGGAGAGACGAGGAAUUGGAGAGGGCGCUGCACAUGGACGGUACAAUUCCCGGGAGUUCCAACGAGUUUGUUAAGCAGGUGUCUUCACGCGCUUACGACAUGCGUAGACACCUUCACCAGACGUUUGAUAGCAGUAGCUAUGACGUACUAGAGGCGAACCCUUGGAGAGAGACGCCAAAAUCUGUUUAUGUAUUAACUCACAUGGAAAACCAGUUAUGCACAAUGAAGACUCGUAGAAAUCGCAGUGAAGUAGAACGAGAGCUUGGAAUUUUGUUUUCCAAAGGGGGGAAGAGGAGAAAUCACUCCAAGCAGAGGAGAAAUCACUCCAAGCAGUCAGGGACUGGUAACAAAUUUCAGAUGCUUGUUGAGGAUGUUCGAGAGGGCAUACUUGUAUUUGAAGAUGAAAAUGAAGCUGCAAGAUACUGUGAUUUGCUUCAAGGAGGAGGUCAAGAUUGUGAAGGUGUUGCGGAGAUAGAAGCCUCAUCGUACUUAUGCUACAGGUUUUCGAUCUUUGCCGAAAGAAUAGGGCACUUGCAGUUCUAUUCCGUCGAGGAAGAACACCACCUCUACCCGAAAGCCUUAAGCUUAACUUGCGGGCACGCAAGCGUUCCCUUGAAGACCAAGAGGAUUUGAAGUGAAAGCUUGGUUUGAUUGAAAUACAGGUGAUUUUUACAAGUUGAUAUGAUAAUGGACUUAUCUUGUGUAGUGAAUUACUUCUUGCUAAAUUGAAAUGUAAAUUAUUUACUCUGUACGGUGGAACUUGCCUUGGACUUCUCUGCUGUCAUAAUUGUUCUGUCGUGCUUGCUAUUUUCUUGAGGCCGAGCCUUGGCUUCUCGAUUAA